GCGUGAGGAGCUUCGCCCGCUGCGACCGGAGGGUGGCCGUGGGGAGGAACGGCGCUGCCAUAUGCGGCGAAGAGUGCGCGCGUCUGUGCUUAGUCACCGGCUCUAACCCCGCACAUGAAUCGGGAGAGGCAGCGGCCGCGGGCUGCAGCGCUGCCUGCCAGCACAUCCCCCUCCUUAUAUCCCUCCGGCCACCUGCCGCCCCGCGUCCUCCUUCCCUCGAUAGACUACCCUACGCGCACACUACCCUAGUCCCUAGACCCCCUAGAGACGCGUCCGUGCACCCGUGUCCCGGUCUGCACGCCUAUACCCCGGCCAUACGCUACCUACCCAAUACUGACUGACGCCUGCCCCGCACCGGCUCCGCUUACUACCCUUGCCACCAUCUGCUAUACUGACCGCACCGAUCCGUGCCCGCCAGUAUGUUCCCCCUGGAUCUUCCGCGCGUGUUUCCGCGCGUGCACUGCGAUGCGGACGAGACCGCGUCUGCCACGAGCACGACGGCGAAGGCGGUCACUAUCAGCGCACUCAACAGCGUGAAGAACGUCAUGAGCGUCCCCGAGACGGAGCUGAAGCGGUGGAGGAGGGUGUUUGACUCGCACGCGACGGCGGUGGCGGACGGGCAGAAGUAUCUGACCAAGGAUCAGUUCGUGAACGCGAUCGCGCCUGCGGGCGACCUGUCCAAGAUAAGACGCGCACAGUUCGCGAUCCUCUUCCGUGUGGCGGACACGAGCAAACGAGGAGUCGUCUCGUGGGAGGACUUUGUCGUGUUCGAGACGCUGCUCAAGAGGUCCGAUGCAGACUAUUGGAUCGCAUUCCAAUAUUUCGACGUUGAUGACUCCGGGACCAUCACCUACGAUGAGUUCAAGAACGUCUUCAAGGAAAACGUGGGCCCAGACGCAAUACCCUUUGACUUCGAAUGUGACUGGGUUAAACUCUAUCUUGGAACAAAAAACGGGCAGCAUGUCCUUGGAUACAAUGAGUUCACACAGCUCAUGAAGGGUCUGCAAGGCGAGCGUCUGCGACAAGCGUUCAAGUACAUCGACAAGGACCAGGAUGGUUUCAUCAGACCAGAUGAGUUCAAGCGCAUCAUUUUGGAAAUUGCUGGACACAAACUCUCCGAGGCUGUCGCAGAGAGGUUGCCGUCGUUGACGACGGUGAACCACCCCAGCGGACGGAUAUCCUACUCAGAAGUCGUUGCGUUCCACAACAUCGUUAGAGAUAGCGACAUCCUUGAGCGAGUGAUUCGCGAAGCGAUCGCAAAGUCCAAGGAUGGGCGUAUCGACCAGAGCGACUUCUUGAACUACUGCGAGACGAGCACACGCUACUCGCUUUUCACGCCCAUGGAAGCGUCAAUCAUCUUCCACUUCGCAGGCCGGGGUAAUUCGAGCCAGCGCCUGUCGCUCUACGACUUCGGGCAGCUGCUGGACCCGCGCUGGAGGGCGCCCCUGGAUGUGUCGGAGAACCCGGCCACCACUACGAAGUCGGUCCUGCAUCAGAUCGCGCACUCCGCAUACAAUUUUGUCUUGGGAGGCAUUGCCGGUGCAUUGGGUGCUACCAUCGUGUACCCAAUUGAUCUUGUCAAGACACGGAUGCAAAAUCAGCGAAGUACUGUUGUCGGACAACUGCUUUACAAGAACAGCUUCGAUUGCGUGAAGAAGGUCCUCCGGAACGAGGGCUUCGUAGGCUUCUACCGCGGCCUCGGCCCUCAGCUCAUCGGUGUCGCGCCUGAGAAGGCCAUCAAACUCACGGUCAAUGACUUCGUCCGUUCGCGUGCUAUGGACCCAGAGACGGGUCGGAUCAAGCUAAUGUGGGAGCUCAUCGCUGGCGGUACUGCAGGUGGUUGCCAAGUCAUCUUCACAAAUCCAUUGGAGAUUGUGAAGAUCCGGCUACAGAUGCAGGGAGAAGCCGCGAAGCUCGAAGGUGCCGCGCCAAAGGGUGCCGUGCACAUCAUUCGCCAGCUCGGGCUCGUCGGGCUGUACAAAGGUGCAAGCGCCUGCCUGCUCCGCGACAUCCCGUUCUCCUCGAUCUACUUUCCUGCAUACGCGCACCUGAAGAAGGACGUGUUCCAGGAGGGCUACAACGGCAAGCAGCUGUCGUUCCUUGAGACGCUGGCGUCGGCCGCGAUUGCGGGCAUGCCUGCGGCAUACUUCACGACACCUGCAGAUGUGGUGAAGACAAGAUUGCAGGUCGAGACGCGCACAGGCCAGACACAUUACAAGGGCAUGGGAGACGCGUUCGCCAAAAUCUACCAGGAGGAAGGCUUCAAGGCGUUCUUCAAAGGUGGGCCUGCCCGAGUCAUCCGAAGCAGUCCCCAGUUCGGGUUCACGCUCGUUGCGUACGAAUACCUUCACAAGUUCUUCCCGUACCCGUACAAUGGCAACGGAGACGCGAAGGACGUGGAGACGGCUCUCACCACCAGCAGCCCCGAGGACCUGUCGAAGAUUCGUGCGCGGAAUGCGCUCAAGAUCCUGCUGGACGUACACGGGGAGUUCGGGCGACGGACGGCAUGACGAUGCUGAGGAUGCUUGAUGGCCAAGUGGGCGGGCGGUGGCUGGUUCGCUUGGGGGGUCGUAGAUGUAAUAGUCGCGGAGCGGUGAUUGGAUGGCAAUGGGAUAAGUUAUCACGGA
Messenger RNA from Rhodofomes roseus, 2627 nucleotides. RefSeq names its product mitochondrial inner membrane protein. The transcript has 20 exons. The coding region runs from base 420 to 2510 and encodes 696 amino acids. Gene Ontology annotation, molecular function: calcium ion binding; L-glutamate transmembrane transporter activity; L-aspartate transmembrane transporter activity. Gene Ontology annotation, biological process: malate-aspartate shuttle; L-glutamate transmembrane transport; aspartate transmembrane transport. The record is from RefSeq and is a predicted model, not a curated record. Lineage: Eukaryota; Fungi; Basidiomycota; Agaricomycetes; Polyporales; Fomitopsidaceae.